GUGCGAUUUGUUGGUGUUUUUCGGUGGUUUUGUGUCCUUUUCUAUUAGUUAUACAUACUUUUACAUUAACGGAACAUCGAGAAUGAUAUUCAUUUAAUGUGAUUCCCUUAUGAAACGUUGUUUUCAUACCAUUUAAAUGUUCAGUGACGUGCUUAGAGCUCAUAUAACUGGCUUAUAAUAUAAUCGUUCCUCAUUGUGUGUGUUUUCCGGUCGUCGCGUCGGUGGCGUGGUAUGGAACCAGUAGCGUAGGUAGCUGGUAGCGGACAAAUCAAUUAUGAAAGAAAUUUAUGCAAAGAGCUGGUAACGUCGCAAGUGACGUUCUGCUCAAUCUGGCAACCAUGAUGCAUCAAGAAAAAAUGGCGGUUGGACACAGACAAAAGUCAACCGUGUUGCCCUAUGGAUAGCACGGGACUGUACAUUCUCCAGUGUUUUUGUGCGUGUACUAAAAAGUGAGGUUAAGUAAACUAGCCGAGCCGUUCAAAACAAAGUGUUUUUUGUACAAUAUAAAUAAAUGAGUUUUAUUUAACAAUUCAUCUAAACUGAAAUGGGGCAUACAUCAAAUCUGAACGCUUUUUUAAACCUGCAUAAAGACCAAUUAAGCUCCUCCGGUGUACCGGUGCAUUAUUGGAGCUCUUUGUAUCAAAAACUUGUAAACCAAAUAUUCGAUGCUGGGACUGUUUUUCAAAUUUUGAAGGUAGACAGUGAAAAUAGAGAAGAAUAUGAGCCCUUAUGGGUGCUUCGAGCUUUAAAGGAUGUAGACAAAUCAGAUGGAAAGCAUAUUUAUCUUAUUGAUCAUGCUUGGACAUUCAGACCAGAAGAAAUUAAACUGCAGCUCUUAGAGUGUGGUGGAGCACUCAACCUUCUAUGAAUAUUUUAUGACAAGCCUCUCAUUUAUCCAAAUGAACAUAUUUUUUAUUUCUCAGAACAGCAGUUUAAAAAAUAGGAUGAGCAUCUUGUUUGACCUUGAUGAUAAUCUAUCUGAAGAUGAAUUAAUCGAAAACAUUUUUAAUAAUAUUUGGAAGUUAGCAAAUCACUAUUCAGUGGGAAAUGCUGAAAAUGUAGAAAAACAACUUCCAAUAUGGUAUAUAAUAGAUGAAGUUGGUUCUUCAGUAAUGCAUAGUAACAAUCCAAAUUGUAGAAUUGUUCCAUUUUUCUACAUGAACGAUCAAAUCACAUAUUCAUUGCUAUUUCCCAUAGAGGAUAUAGAAGAAGAUGAAUUCCUAACCAGAGACUUUGCUGAAGGUAUUACUGACUCUUCAAGAAGGCAUGUAAAAUACUAGUAUUUUUUGUUCAGUAUAUCUGCAAUUUUGUUGCCUUGGGUAGCCACAUCAUUUGAACACAUAAGUUAUAUUCCAGAUAUGCCAUAUCCAGAUUACUUUCUCGAAGGUCAUAUCAAGGAAAGUCUGCCCAAAAUAUCUGGUAAAGAAAUUUCCAAGAGAGAUGUCUACAAAGUUUAUACACAGUAUGACUUGGUGAGGCAGUAUUUGACUGACCAGAGGUUUAUUUUAGUUGAUACUGAACUGGAAGCUGACAUAUUGUGGUAUACAAAACACUUCAAAGAUUUUGAAGAGCUGAGCAUUGAUUUUCCUGGAAAAUAUGUAAAUCAGUUUCCAUUUGAAUAUGUAAUCACAGUUAAGGAUCUGUUGUGCAUAACUUGCAGAAGGAACCAGAGUUCAUUGAGGUGGUUACCAACAUCAUAUAAUUUAGUAACAGAAAUACGAAAUUUUGUUAGUUAUUACCAAUAUAGAAAUAAAAAUGGCAUGGGGAAUUACUGGAUUGUUAAGCCCUAUAAUUUAGCAAGAGGAUUGGAUAUCCACAUAACAAAUAACUUGAGCUAUAUACUGAAGUUAUCACUUACAGGCCCGAAGAUUGCACAGAAAUACAUUUCAAACCCUGUGCUGUUCUAUAGACCUGAAUGUAAUGGAAAAGUGAAAUUCGAUAUCAGAUAUAUACUUUUGUUGAAGAGUAUAAAACCGAUAGACGCCUACGUCUACAAAAAAUUCUUUUUGAGAUUCGCAAACAAACCUUUUGAAAUGAGGGAUUUUGAAGAAUAUGAGAAGCAUUACACUGUAAUGAAUUACACUGAAAAUGCUACUUUGAAACAUCUAAAAUGCGAAGAUUUUUUGUUAGAAUGGUCUAAACAGUAUCCAGAUCAUGAAUGGAAAGAUAUUGAAUCGAAGAUCACCGAAAUGCUGAAAGACAUAUUGGUAUCAGCUAGCAGCGCGGAACCUCCAUGUGGCUUUGGCGAAAAUCCUCAGUCUAGAGCUUUAUACGCUGCAGAUAUAAUGCUAGAAAUCGAUGAAAAAGGAGAUUUUAAUCCACGGAUAUUAGAAAUUAAUUUUACUCCGGAUUGCCAACGAGCUUGUGAAUAUUACGAAGAUUUUUACAACGAUAUUUUUAAUUUGUUCUUCUUGGAUAACAAUUGUAAUGCGUUUUUAUCACUAAAUAAAUAAUCGUUAGGUUUACA
Molecule: messenger RNA, 2467 nt
Organism: Acanthoscelides obtectus
Lineage: Eukaryota; Metazoa; Arthropoda; Insecta; Coleoptera; Chrysomelidae
Source: the annotation of a GenBank genome assembly